This is a messenger RNA of Macrosteles quadrilineatus (aster leafhopper), 2927 nucleotides long. RefSeq names its product guanine nucleotide exchange factor for Rab-3A-like. The coding region runs from base 200 to 1666 and encodes 488 amino acids. The record is from RefSeq and is a predicted model, not a curated record. Gene Ontology annotation, biological process: exocytosis. The transcript is spliced from 10 exons. NCBI's taxonomy places the organism in Eukaryota, Metazoa, Arthropoda, Insecta, Hemiptera, Cicadellidae. Gene Ontology annotation, cellular component: Golgi to plasma membrane transport vesicle. Gene Ontology annotation, molecular function: guanyl-nucleotide exchange factor activity.
AGUCAGCUGGGUUCUCUUGUUCGGGACUGUAUCCGUGUUUGUUUCGUGUUGUGCAGUGACUCGAGUUAUUUUUAUCGAAAAUUCGUUUGUGUUAUUGACUUUUGUGCUCAAAUUUACGUAAAUGGUUUUUGGAGUUUCACAUGGACUGACACGCUGAGGACGAACAUUUAGCUUGGUGUUCCGAGAGAGAGUGAGAGCUAUGAAGGCGGUGGAUCCGUCUCUAGAGGUCAGCGUGAUCGCAGGCGACAUCCUUCUUCCCGACUCCAUGACACCCAAACCCGACUCAGACUCCAAGACCCAGGUGAUCCUGCGUGGGUCUCCCGCAAAACACCCAGCGAGCAGCAACUACGUCAACGGAGAUGCGAAAAGUGCUGUGAACGGUCUCGGGAAAGGCGACUCCAAGUGCAACAAGACUAAUGGGAUUCAGAAUGGUGUGGUGAUACAGUGUUCUCCGAGAAAAGAGAGGUCUGACUCUUACUUGAACGGAGUCGUGAACAACGGGUUCGAUCGGGGCGAUGAGGAAAAACAUUCUCUCGAAUCUCUGGUGGAAACAGAACCGGAAAAUGAGGCUGUAGUGUCUGGUUGUCGCAGCAGAUCACCCCCCGAGGACAUUCCCCGAGGAGUCAGCGCAGUGUACGACGGACUCACGGUGGACAGUGGCCUAGAGUCAGCGGCCUCUAGUUGGGACCGGACAGUGGCGGAGGCGAAGGAGCAUGCAGUUGCGCGGCUGCAGGAGGAGCUGCGUCGUGCCAGGGAGGAACUGAAGCUGCGUGACGAGGAGGUCGAACGACUAAGCAGGAUACGACAGGAGGUGGAGAGCGAACUGGAGGAGUUAACGGCGAGUCUGUUCCAGGAGGCUCACAACAUGGUGAGGGUAGCCAAUGAGAGACAGGCUGCUGCGGAGAAGGCUCUGCGGGAGAGUACGAUGCAGGUGGAAGUGUUGACUGCGGAGGUGACUGCGUUGAAGACUCUAGUGUUGACCUCGACACCCAGCAAGCCCAAUCCUCACCUACACCCACAGAUCGACCCCAAAGCCAAGGACGAGUCUGCUAACUCAGGCAACCCUCUGUUCCGCAAGCAUAGAAGAUCUCCGUCCCACUUUAACCUGAAGUACGGAAGGGAGAAUUCCCCCCCAGACUCGCCUACCAAGGAGAGACCUUCCUCCCCCACCACGGAACCUGCGGAAGUCAAGGACGGUCUGGAGGUGGACCCUGUGUUGCAUAGAGAGUUCCUAGCGUGGAAGGAGAGUCCGACGCUGGACCAGGAGAGUGAGUUUGUCAGCCGAGUUUACAGAGAAGACAUCGACAGCUGUCUGGCGUUCAACAACACACAGCUCGGUGAAGAUGUGCGAAGAGCAAUACAGUCGGGAACAAUCUACAUAGAGGCUGUCAACGACAAAACUCGGACACACUUCCCCAAGAAGUGUGCUCUGCUUGAAACACCUCGCCAGUGCCAGUACCGGAUGAGGCUAGGAGAAACGGACACUUGGCACUGCAUCUCCCAGAUAUGCCGAAAUCGGAUCAUUGCUGUCUGUGAUUUCCUGAACUAUCUAAACUACAUACAACGAGGCCUGGUAAAAAGCUCAGUUCACGAUACCUACUGGGAGAUCAUAAGGUUGCGGAAGGAGAUGGUUCUAGCAAGGCUUGGACUUCCACUAACUGUUUGAGCAUUAUAAAAUAACCGUCAAUGUAGACUAUGUACAUAAUGACAGGUGCUAAAGCACAUAUUGUUACCAUGGUUAUGUGGAUAUUAUCCUCCAAAUAUGUUUUAUUAUAAGUGUAAAAAUAAAGGAAAGAUCUGAAUAUCAACCUAAUUAAUUUUAAUGCUAAACCCAUUUUCCUGACAAAUUUAAAUUAUUUUACGUGUUUGCUAAUGACUUUUUUUGGUUAUUAGUGCAAAAGUAAUAAUGUGCAAGACUGAAAACUAUAAAUAACAUGUCUCUAAAUUUAUUAUUGUAGGUAAUGAUAAUUGCCGUAUUGGUACUGUUACCAUGGUUAUGUAAUAAACUUUGGAUAUUAUCCUCCCAAUAUGUUUUAUUAUAAGUGUAAAAAUAAAGGAAAGAUCUGAAUAUCAACCUAAUUAAUUUUAAUGCUAUUGUAACCCAUUUUCCUGACAAAUUUAAAUUAUUUUACGUGUUUGCUAAUGACUUUUUUUGUUUAUUAGUGCAAAAGAAAACUAUAAAUAACAUGUCUCUAAAUUUAUUAUUGUAGGUAAUGAUAAUUGCCGUAUUGGUACAUCAAAUAGAUUUAUGUUAAUAAUUAAAUUAUAUUGCAAAAUAUUCUUAGUGAAAUUCAUUGGAAGAGUGCCAAUUUAAAAUAUAGGUUAUGUUAAAGUCAAGUAAGUGUAGAUAGCUAGUUCUUAAAAGGAAUUGAAUGAUAACAUUGUAAAUAUUAUUUUAGUUUGUCAUGUUUUACUAUGUUUUUUUCUAAUUUUGUCAACAUGAAAAAAUUACGAUAAUUUCUUUGUCUUCAGUUUUGUCAUUUUCUUUUGUAAGAAAGUUUGUUGUUUAUUAUACCUUUCUCUUAAAUGUGUAAGUAUAUUUGUAAAAACAUAUUAAUUGAUUAAAAAUUAAUUUUUGUCUUUUGUCUUUGUUUAUGCACUUGUUAUGCUAUUCACAUUAAAUAUAAAAUUUACAACAUUGUUAGCCUUUUUGUCUGAAUGGUGUAGGAUUACCAUUUUGAACCAAUAAAUAACCUAAACGAAUUUAAGAUCUGUUAUUUUUUAUAGAUUUAUUGCUUCCAAAGUAUAUUUAAGUAUUUAGGAAUGUUCAUAAGAAUUUAUUUAUUAGUUAAUUGAAUUGAAUCUGUAUUUACCAACCAAAGAUUUUAGUUGUAAGAUGAAUGAAAAAUAUAUUUCAAUAUAAUUGGCUCAGAUAUUUAUAAUUUUAUGUAAAAAAAUUAAAUAGAUUUUAGAGAGUAUUUUCAUGU